AUGACCGAACACACUUUGAAGCGGGUGGCAGUCAUUGGUGCUGGAAUAAGUGGUGUCGUUAGCGCUGGCCACCUCCUUGCCGCUGGGCUAGAUGUGACUGUAUAUGAGCGAAGUGAAGCUGCCGGUGGGGUGUGGCUUUAUGACAAGCGGGUGCCGAUCGAAGCUCAGUAUCCAUCUACCAAGCCAUCGGAACUAGCAAAGUUCAGCCGAGACGAUAGAGACGAGACUGAGAGACAACGCCUAAUACAUGCACCACCAGGACCCUGCUAUGAGAGUUUGACCAACAACGUGUCAACACCAUUGCUGCGUACAAAGCUCAAUGCGUGGCCGGAGGGAACACUCCCCUACGUUAAUCACCAUAUACUGAAGGAGUAUAUUCAAGAUACAGCCAAAAAGGCUGGAGUGGAGACCGCGACUAUAUACGGCGCUCUUGUGACAAGUGAAUGGCAUGUCCUCUGGAAGUCACUGCAUGAAGAUGCACAGACCGGCAAGUUAACUGAACGAGAAGAGUCUGAUAUUUUUGAUGCCGUUGUCGUGGCGUCUGGACACUACCAUACCCCUCUCAUCCCGGAUAUCCCUGGAUUAGCUGAGGCGAAAUCACAAUGGCCUGUGGAAAUCACUCAUUCGAAGUCAUUUCGCAAUGCAGAAGGCUUUGAAGGAAAGAAUGUCCUUUUGAUUGGAGGAGGGGUAUCCUCAGUUGAUAUUGCUCGAGAGAUCAGCCCAGUCGCCAAAAGGGUAUUCCAGAGUACCCGCAACGGGGCUUUUGAUAUCCCAGCCACUUCGCUCCCAGAAAAUGCCUCGCGGGUCGAAGAAGUUGCCAAGUUUGAACCUCUAUCGCCCGAUGAGGGGAAUAUAACCCAUUUACCUGUUGUUGCGCGUCUUAUGUCCGGGUCUACCCUGCAUGAAAUCGACAGGAUAAUACUAUGCACAGGAUACCAGAUGGUUCUGCCUUUCCUCCCACAGUAUAACGACAACAACAGUUUUUUUGCAGAUGACACGGCCAUAGUAACGGACGGCACCCAGAUACAUAACCUACACCAUGAUAUAUUUUACAUUCCAGAUCCCACACUGGCAUUCGUGGGAAUACCCUUCUAUACGGCAACGUUCACUUUGUUUGAGUUCCAAGCCAUUGCGGUUGCAGCGCUGUUUACUAAAGCAGCGAAACUACCGUCUGAAAAGGUCAUGAGGUCAAUUUACCAAGACCGUGUUGUUGCCAAGGGCACAGGGCGAAGCUUCCAUUCACUCAAGGGGAGAGGAGAAGCCUACGUGAGGACCAUCAUGGAAUGGGUGAAUGCCGACAGGGCUUCCCAAGGUUUAUCGCCAAUCGAGGGCCAUACUAAUUCUUGGCUGGAAGAAAAGAAGGUUCAGGUUGAGCGCUUAUCCCUUAUUUUUCAAGGUGCCAUUCCCUACGGAUUUACUAGCAACUUGAAGGCAUCAGUAGAGGUAAAGGUUGCGGCAUGA
Penicillium waksmanii is the source of this 1461-nucleotide messenger RNA. Its product is annotated as putative FAD dependent oxidoreductase. Lineage: Eukaryota; Fungi; Ascomycota; Eurotiomycetes; Eurotiales; Aspergillaceae. The coding region runs from base 1 to 1461 and encodes 486 amino acids. The transcript is spliced from 6 exons. Gene Ontology annotation, molecular function: NADP binding; flavin adenine dinucleotide binding; N,N-dimethylaniline monooxygenase activity. The record is from RefSeq and is a predicted model, not a curated record.